AUGAGCCGGUGUAUCAUGGCGACAUACGUGGAUAUUCUGAAGAGCGAGUUUCCCGAAAUUGACACCGAAGUGUUCGAAUAUAUCACGGGUAAGAGACUGUAAAUGAAUGGAGAGGGUGUGUGGAUCUCGUAGACUUUGAAAUGCCACGGUCUAGAUGAGUGGCGGACGGCUUCUUCUCCUCUUCCACGUGAAGUAAGGUUAGCUAGCAUAGCCGUCCCACAGAGUUGAGGCUCAGUCAAGCCAAGGCAGGAGAGACUAGCUAACAUGCUGGUAGUUAUUUUAUAAUCGGUCCGUUUGAACCACUAACCGGAUGAUCUAGGCUAACUAACUUAUUGCCAUGAAUUACUAGCCAACUAGCUGCUUCUGUGUACGUUUACUGACAUGUAAUAGUACAUGGGACUUAGUUAUAUAGCGCUUUAAGGACACAAAGUCGCAAAACAAAAAGAAUGGAGUCAAAACAUCAGCCUAAACAUGAACAAAGAGAGGGGUGGGCUCAAGGAAGGGAAAGCGUAAUCUAUUAGUGUAUGGGGAGGCUGGGGUUUGGAUAUGAGUCCGGUUUAAAUUGGGUUUUCACCAAUUCCGAAUUCGUCAGACGAAGGGGGCACGCGGUGCAAGGCGCAGGGGAUUGUGGGAAGGUGAGCGGCGAGAAUCGUACAAGCCGAGCGUUAGAAAAAGUUAUGCCUCGGUCACACCGACAGUCGUAGCAUUUUGAUACAUUAGAAGUACAUUCAUUUCCAAUGGAACGCUGCGUUUGUCUUGCAGCGUUGCAGAGCGUUCUGUGUGGUGCAUCGGAUUAAUCGAACAUACGUGUCAAAUGGUAUACAUAUACAACUUGACAGAAAUGGCAGCAGAAGGUGAAUGUUGAACUUUUAUUGCACACAUAUCUAGAUGAUGCUGCAUGACUACUUUAUGCAAAUUGCACGCUGCCACCGCUGCCAUUAACCAAUCAGGUGAGGAGCAAAUGUUUGCUUGAAAAUCUUCAGUUCAUGAAACAGUUCUGCCUGUCAUUUGUUCUGGUCUCCUGAGUGGCGCAGUGGUCUAAGGCACUGCAUCGCAGUGCUAACCGUGCCACUAGAGAUCCUGGUUCGAAUCCAGGCUCUGUCGCAGCCGGCCGCGACCGGGAGACUCAUGGGCGGCGCACAAUUGGCCCAGCGUCGUCCAGGGUAGGGGAGGGAAUGGCCGGUAGGGAUGUAGCUCAGUUGAUAGAGCAUGGCGUUUGUGGGUUCGAUUCCCACGGGGGGCCAGUAUAAAAAAAUAUGUAUUCACUAAUUGUAAGUCGCUCUGGAUAAGAGCGUCUGCUAAAUGACUAAAAUGUAAAUGUUCUGGGCAAGCAAAACCAAAAAAGAUGGAGGAAAGCCAAUCAUCGCUGUGUCUGGUUUUCCAAUUCUAUAUUAUGUCGCUUUGCUAGAUAGAAUACAGAGACAAAAUCAGAAGGUCAAUGGCAUUGAGGAGGAUUGUGGGUGAAGAGAGAUUUGCACAACAAUUAGUGCUGAGCGAUUACCCAAAAUGUCGGUUAUUUUUAUUUUAUUAAAUAACUAAUUGACUAAUGUCGGUUCAAUUAUUUGAAUUCCAUUUCAUUCAAUUUUUUUCUGUGAGCUCAAUGUGCACAUUGAACAGUUUUUCUCGAGAUAAAUCAGAUCCAUCCUAACUGUGUGAUGUAGUAGGGAGUUGUAUUUUCCAACAGGCCAAUAUUCUACAUAGUUUAGCGCAUAAUUAACUACAAUGACCAUAAUCCAUUGCGCAUCUACUUGUCUGGUCUGUGUUUCUUUUAGGCCUGCAAUGGAAGAGACAAAAGAAUGCGUGAUCGUGAGGGGAUAUAGAGAGCAUCUGUUGCUUCGCGAGGUAUCUCUACCUGAAAAUACCUGAUCUAAGUGAUUGAUAGUUGGUAUUCAGCAGUCAUAAAAGUAUGCUUUAUUUACUUUGAAGAACUACAAAAUUGUGAUUUAGUCAGACAGCAUAGGCAGCAGCUCUAUAGAGAUGAGAUGAUGACUUGGAAUGAAAUAAUAAAGUCAUCAAAUAAAACAAAUGUAAUAUACACAAACUGAAAUAUUUUAUUGAAGUGAAUAAAUUAUGGGUGAUAAGCAGUAAUGGGCAGUCACUACCAUCACGUGACUUUUUUUAUUAAUUGGUUUAUUUUCCUUUUUGAUUAUUUUUAAUUAGCUUACAAAUUGUCAUUUCCUUAUUUUUACAGUACUGAACAUAUAAUACAAGGGUUGGAUUGGCCUGUGGCCCUAGGGGGGUCUGUGGCUGCAUUGGCGAUGCCAAAUGAUAAGCUGCUAAAUGGAUUCUCGUAGCUGAUAUACUGAGAGAGAGUGACAAUCAAAUAAAACAGAUUGGAGAGCUCACAACUUGCCAAAAAGGUCAUGUUAGUUUGAGAAAGCAGAAAUUGACAAAAUAAAGACUGAUCACCUUCACCCCUUUUUAUUGCUGAAUUGUGAUCUGUAAUUAAUGAACAUCGACACUAGUUCAUCAUUAAUAUUAUCUUUAAGUUAAUAAUUUAAACAAAUUUAAACACUUCAAUUAAUCAACAUUGAAUGAAUCAACAUAUAAUUUCAAAAUGUACAAGUAAGUUAACUUGUUUGUAAAUGUUAGACAUCUUAGUAAGUACGCUAUUAUUACUAAAGCAUAAUCUUGGGUGAACUAAAAAAUUGUCCAUAGCAGAGGUGGCCAACCUUGCUCCACUCUCUAAACUAAUGAGUGAGCAGACUUCUAUUCCAUCCCAGCAAUAAUACACAUAUCAUUAGGUUUGAAGAGUUGAAUCAGGUGUGUUAGUGCUGGGCUGGAACAGAACCCUGCAUACCUACAUUUACAUUUUAGUCAUUUAGCAGAUGCUGUUAUCAAGCGUGAUUUACAGUUAGUGCAUUCAUCUUAGGAUAGCUACAGUGGGGAGAACAAGUAUUUGAUAAACUGCCUAUUUUGCACGUUUUCCUACUUACAAAGCAUGUAGAGGUCUGUAAUUUUUCAAAUCCAGAAAAUCACAUUGUAUGAUUUUUAAGUAAUUCAUUUGCAUUUUAUUGCAUGACAUAAGUAUUUGAUACAUCAGAAAAGCAGAACUUAAUAUUUGGUACAGGAACCUUUGUUUGCAAUUACAGAGAUCAUACGUUUCCUGUAGGUCUUGACCAGGUUUGCACACACUGCAGCAGGGAUUUUGGCCCACUCCUCCAUACAGACCUUCUCCAGAUCCUUCAGGUUUCGGGGCUGUCGCUGGGCAAUACAGACUUUCAGCUCCCUCCAAAGAUUUUCUAUUGGGUUCAGGUCUGGAGACUGGCUAGGCCACUCCAGGACCUUGAGAUGCUUCUUACGGAGCCACUCCUUAGUUGCCCUGGCUGUGUGUUUCGGGUCGUUGUCAUGCUGGAAGACCCAGCCACAACCCAUCUUCAGUGCUCUUACUGAGGGAAGGAGGUUGUUGGCCAAGAUCUCGCGAUACAUGGCCCCAUCCAUCCUCCCCUCAAUACGGUGCACUCGUCCUGUCCCCAUUGCAGAAAAGCAUCCCCAAAGAAUGAUGUUUCCACCUCCAUGCUUCACGGUUGGGAUGGUGUUCUUGGGGUUGUACUCAUCCUUCUUCUUCCUCCAAACACGGCGAGUGGAGUUUAGACCAAAAAGCUCUAUUUUUGUCUCAUCAGACCACAUGACCUUCUCCCAUUCCUCCUCUGGAUCAUCCAGAUGGUCAUUGGUAAACUUCAGACGGGCCUGGACAUGCGCUGGCUUGAGCAGGGGGACCUUGCGUGCGCUGCAGGAUUUUAAUCCAUGACGGCGUAGUGUGUUACUAAUGGUUUUCGUUGAGACUGUGGUCCCAGCUCUCUUCAGGUCAUUGACCAGGUCCUGCCGUGUAGUUCUGAGCUGAUCCCUCACCUUCCUCAUGAUCAUUGAUGCCCCACGAGGUGAGAUCUUGCAUGGAGACCCAGACCGAGGGUGAUUGACCGUCAUCUUGAACUUCUUCCAUUUUCUAAUAAUUGCGCCAACAGUUGUUGCCUUCUCACCAAGCUGCUUGCCUAUUGUCCUGUAGCCCAUCCCAGCCUUGUGCAGGUCUACAAUUUUAUCCCUGAUAUCCUUACACAGCUCUCUGGUCUUGGCCAUUGUGGAGAGGUUGGAUUCUGUUUGUGUGUGGACAGGUGUCUUUUAUACAGGUAACAAGUUCAAACAGGUGCAGUUAAUACAGGUAAUGAGUGGAGAACAGGAGGGCUUCUUAAAGAAAAACUAACAGGUCUGUGAGAGCUGGAAUUCUUACUGGUUGGUAGGUGAUCAAAUACUUAUGUCAUGCAAUAAAAUGCAAAUUAAUUACUUAAAAAUCAUACAAUGUGAUUUUCUGGAUUUUUGUUUUAGAUUCCGUCUCUCACAGUUGAAGUGUUCCUAUGAUAAAAAUUACAGACCUCUACAUGCUUUGUAAGUAGGAAACACUGCCGAUUUUGCAGGUUAUCAAAUACUUGUUCUCCCCACUGUAGUUGGGACGACCACAUAUCACAGGCAUAGGAAGUACAUUUUUCCUCAAAGUAGCUAUCAGUAGUCAGAGCUAGGGGGGAGGGGGUCAAGUGCAAGUGCUGGUUCAGAUUUUGUAUUUUUAUUUUGUGGGGGAGGUGAGAAGGGGGAUUAUUUAAGACACUGUUUGAACAGGUAGGGUUUCAGAAGAUGGGCAGGGACUCUGCUAUCCUAGCUUCAUGGGGGAGCUGGUUCCACCAUUGGGGUGCCAGGACAGAUAAAAGCUUGGACUGCGCUGAGCGGGAGCUGCCCUCCCGUAGGGGUGGAAGGCCCAUGUGACCUGAGGUGCCAGAAUGGAGUGCUUGGCUUGAGGUGUAGGGUUUGAGCAUAGCCUGAAGGUAGGGAGGGGCAGUUCCUCUUGCUGUUCCGUAGGUAAGCACCAUGGUCUUGUAGUGGAUGUGAGCUUCGACUGGAUGCCAGUUGAGUGUGCAGAGGAGCGGGGUGAAAUGGGAGAACUUGGGAAGGUUGAAACCAGACUGGAUGUAGUGUUCUGGAUAAGUUGCAGGGUUUUGAUGGCAUAAGCGGGGAGCCCAGCCAACAGUGAGUUGCAGUAGUCCAGAUGGGAGAGGACAAGUGCCUGGAUUAGGACCUGCGCUGCUUCCUGUGUGAGGUAGGGUUGUGCUCUACGGAUGUUGUAGAGCAUGAACCUGCAGGAGCGAGUCACUGCUUUGAUGUUUGCAGAGAACGACAGGGUGUUUUCCAGGGUCAUGCCAAGGUUCUUUGCACUCUGGGAGGGUGACACUGGAGUUGUCAAGGUCUUUGAGUGGAAAGGCCUUCCAUCGGGAGGAAAGCAGCUCCGUCUUGUCAAGGUAGAGCUUGAUGUGGUGGGCCGACAUCCAAGCUGAGAUAUCUGCCAGGCACGCAGAAAUGCGUGUCGCCACCUGGGUGUCAGAAGGGUGGAAAGGAGGAAAGUAGUUGUUUUAUUUAUUUAACCAGGUAAGCCAGUUGAGAACAAGUUCUCAUUUACAACUGCGACCUGUCCAAGAUAAAGCAAAGCAGUGCGAUUUAAAAACAACAACACGGAGUUACACAUGGGAUAAAACAAAACCUACUGUCAAUAACACAAUAGAAAACUAUACAGUGUGUGCAAAUGUAGUAAGUUAUGGAGGUAAGGCAAUUAAUAUGCCAUAGUGCAAAAUAAUUACAAUUUAGUAUUAACACCAAUUUUUAAGUCGCUCUGGAUAAGAGCGUCUGCUAAAUGAUGUAAAUGUAAAUGUAACACUGGAAUGAUAGUUGUGCAGAAGAUGUGCAAAUAGAGAUACUGGGGUGCAAAUGAGCAAAAUAAAAAACAAUAUGGGGAUGAGAUAGUUGGGUGGGAUAAUUACAGAUGGGCUGUGUACAGGUGCAGUGAUCGGUAAGCUGCUCUGACAACUGAUGCUUAAAGAUAGUGAGGGAGAUAAGUGUCUCCAGAUUCAGAGAUUUUUGCAGUUCUUUCCAGUCAUUGGCAGCAGAGAACUGGAAGGAAUGGCGGCCAAAGGAGGUGUUGGCUUUGGGGAUGACCAGUGAGAUAUACCUGCUGGAGCGCAUACUACGGGUGGGUGUUGCUAUGGUGACCAAUGAGCUAAGAUAAGGCGGGGAUUUGCCUAGCAGUGAUUUAUAGAUGACCUGGAGCCAGUGGGUUUGGCGACGAAUAUGUAGUGAGGGCCAGCCAACGAGAGCGUACAGGUCACAAUGGUGGGUAGUAUAUGGGGCUUUGGUGACAAAACGGAUGGCACUGUGAUAUGCUACAUCCAAUUUGCUGUGUAGAGUGUUGGAAGCUAUUUUGUAAAUGACAUCGCUGAAGUCAAGGAUCGGUAGGAUAGUCAGUUUUACGAGGGCAUGUUUGGCAGCAUGAGUGAAGGAGGCUUUGUUGCGAAAUAGGAAGCCGAUUCUAGAUUUAACUUUGGAUUGGAGAUGCUUAAUGUGAGUCUGGAAGGAGAGUUUAUGGUCCAACCAGACACCUAGGUAUUUGUAGUUGUCCACAUAUUCUAAGUCAGAGAGUUAGUGAUUCUAGUCGGGCAGACGUGUGCAAGCAGCGUUCGAUUGAAGAGCAUGCAUUUAGUUUUACUAGUGUUUAAGAGCAGUUGGAGGCUACGGAAGGAGUGUUGUACGGCAUUAAAGCUCGUUUGAGGUUUGUUAACACAGUGUCCAAUGAAGGGCCAGAUGUAUACAAAAUGGUGUCUGCAUAGAGGUGGAUCUGAGAGUCACCAGCAGCAAGAGCGACAUCAUUGAUAUACACAGAGAAUAGAGUCAGCCAGAGAAUUGAACCCUGUGGCACCCCCAUAGACUGCCAGAGGUCCAUACAACAGGCCCUCCGAUUUGACACAUUGAACUCUAUGUGAGAAGUAGUUGGUGAACCAGGCAAGGCAGUCAUUUGAGAAACCAAGGCUAUUUAGUCUGCCAAUAAGAAUGCGGUGAUUGACAGAGUCGAAAGCCUUGGCCAGGUCGAUGAAGACAGCUGCACAGUACUGUCUUUUAUCAAUCGCGGUUAUAAUAUCGUUUAGGACCUUUAGCGUGGCUGAGGUGCACCCAUGACCAGCUUGGAAACCAGAUUGCAUAGCGGAGAAGGUAUGGUGGGAUUCGAAAUGGACGGUGAUCUGUUUGUUAACUUGGCUUUGAAAUACUUUCGAAGGGCAGGGCAGGAUGGAUAUAGGUCUAUAACAGUUUGGAUCUAGAGCGUCACCCCCUUUGAAAAGGGGGAUGACCGCAGCAGCUUUCCAAUCUCUGGGGAUCUCAGAUGAUACAAAAGAGAGGUUGAACAGGCUAGUAAUAGGGGUUGCUACAAUUUCGGCAGCUAAUUUUAGAAAGAAAGGGUCCAGAUUGUCUAGCCCAGCUGAUUUGUAGGGGUCCCUAAAACACUUCAGCGAGCAGGCCUUUCUAAUUGACCUGGCCCGGGUAUCCUGGAUGGAUAUUGACCUCAUUCCGUCAGUAAAGGAUGCCUGAUUGUUCUUUAAAAGUGCUUUCCUCUCCAUCUUAAAUAAGCAUACCCCAUUCAAAAAAUUCCAAACUAAGAACAGAUAUAACCCCUGGUUCACCCCAGACUUCACUGCCCUUGACCAGCACAAAAACAUCCAGAGCUGGUGGCCGGGGUAGGGGUAGCCAGGUGGAAAGCAUGGGCAGCCGUAGCAAAAUGCUUAUUGAAAUUCUCGAUUAUUGUAGAUUUAUCGGUGGUGACAGUGUUUCCUAGCCUCAGUGCAGUGGGCAGUGGGCAGCUGGGAGGAGGUGCUCUUAUUCUCCAUGGACCUUACAGGGUCCCAAAACUUUUUGGAGUUAGUGCUACAGGAUGCAAAUUUCUGUUUCAAAAAGCUAGCCUUUGCUUUCCUAACUGAUUGUGUAUAUUGGUUCCUGACUUCCCUGAAAAGUUGCAUAUCAUGGAUGUUUUUGUGCUGGUCAAGGGCAGUGAAGUCUGGGGUGAACCAGGGGUUAUAUCUGUUCUUAGUUUGGAAUUUUUUGAAUGGGGCAUGCUUAUUUAAGAUGGAGAGGAAAUUACUUUUAAAGAACAACCAGGCAUCCUUUACUGACGGAAUGAGGUCAAUAUCCAUCCAGGAUACCCGGGCCAGGUCAAUUAGAAAGGCCUGCUCGCUGAAGUGUUUUAGGGAGCGUUUGACAGUGAUGAUGGGUGGUCGUUUGACCGCGGACCCGUUACGGACGCGGGCAAUGAGGCAGUGAUCGCUGAGAUCCUGGUUGAAGACAGCGGAGGUGUAUAUAGAGGGUAAAUUAGUCAGGAUGAUAUCGAUGAGGGUGCCCGUGUUUACGGAUUUAGGGUUGCUCCUGGUAGGUUCCUUGAUAAUUUGUGUGAGAUUGAGGGCAUCUAGUUUAGAUUGUAGGACGGCCAGGGUGUUAAACAUAUCCCAGUUUAGGUCACCAAGCAGUACGAACUCUGAGGAUAGAUGGGGGGCAAGCAAUUCACAUAUGGUGUCCAGGGCACAACUGGGGGCUGAAGGGGGGUAACAGUGAGAGACUUAUUUCUGGAGAGGUGGAUUUUUAUAAGUAGAAGCUCAAACUGUUUGGGCACAGCCCUGGAUAGUAUGCUAGAGCUCUGCAGGCUAUCUCUACAGCAGAUUGCAACUCCGCCCCCUUUGGCAGUUUUAUCUAGACGGAAAAUGUUGUAGUUGGUGAUGGAAAUGUCAGAGUUUUUGGUGGUCUUCCUAAGCCAGGAUUCAGACACCGCUAGAACAUCAGGGUUGGCGGAGUGUGCUAACGCAGUGAGUAACUCAAACUUAGGGAGGAGGCUUCUGAUGUUAACAUACAUAAAACCAAGGCUUUUACGGUUACUGAAGUCAACAAAUGAAGCGCCUGGGGAGUAGGAGUGAUACUGGGGGCUACAAGGCCUGGGUUAACCUCUACAUCACCAGAGGAACAGAGGAGGAGUAGAAUAAGGAUAUGGCUAAAGGCUUUAAGAACUGGUCUUCUAGUGCGUUGGGUACAGAGAAUUAAAGGGCAGAUUUCCUGGCGUUGUAGAAUAGAUUCAGGGCAUUAUGUACAGACAAGGAUAUGGAAGGAUAUGAGUACAGUGGAGGUAAACCAAAGCAUUGGGUAACGAUGAAAGAGAGCAUCACUGGAGGUACCGAUUGAGCCGGUCUCCGCGUGUAUGGGAGGUGGGACAAAGGAGCUCUCUGAGGCUGGUUGAGCGGUACUGGGGGCUCUACAGUGAAAUUGUAUAAUAAGAACUAACCGGAACAGCAAUAGGCAAGGCAUAUUGACAUGGGAGAGAGGCAUAAAGCAAUCACAGGUAUUUUUCGAGAGAGCUAAGACAGCAACUGGUAAUGGCGACGAAGGUUGGGGAGAGGCUAAACAGGACAGAUAAACAGGAUGGGGGUACCGUGUAAAGGAACAGUCCAGCAGGCAUCAGCUGUGCAGCUGUGAGUGAUCAUAUGGUCCAGUGAACAGCAAUAGGUGAGACCGGGAGCCGUUCGAAUGGCUGCUACAGCACAGGCGAGCAGGAAGCACGGCUGUUGAUUGCGUGUGCUAGCGGGCCGGGGCUAGCAGAUGGUUCUUCGUGGUCGCCGCAACGGGAAGCCUUUUGAAACCACAUCAGACGAUUACGUCGGCAGACCAGUCGUGAUGGAUCGGCGGGGCUCUGUGUCGACACUAGGAGGUCCUGUCUGGUUGACAGAGACUUGGAUAGCCGGGAGAUGGGCCUGGCUCGAGGCUAGCUCAAGGCUAACUGGUGCUUGCUUCGGGGGCAGUGGUCAUUAGCCAACAACAUCCAUUCGGUUGCAGCUAGCUAGUCGCGAUGAUCCGGUGUUAAGGUCCAGUGUAUCAGUGAUUCCGGGAGAAAAUCCGAUAUGUUCUUAGUCGAUAGCGCGCUGUGCAGACUGGCCGAUAAUAGUCCAGGCUAGAGCUGGCUGGUAGGUAGUGCAGGCCACGGACAAUGGUGAAAACCGCUAACGGUGGCUAAUAGCAAGUAGCUAGUUAGCUGGCUAGUUUCAACUGGAGGUUCUGGAUAAAAAGGUAAAAUAAAUAAUAGAAUCUGUUCCACUUUGGGUGAGGCGGGUUGCAGAAAAGUAUAUUAGUUGAAGGAUGAAAAGUGUGAUUGAGAAAUAUAUACGAAAGAGAAAAAAACAAAAAAAACAGGUUAUUUACACGGACACACUACAGAGUACACGACCACACUUCUACGCCAUCUUGGAACAUCUGCAUAGCAAUGAUAGGAGAAACCAUGUGAGGAUCUGACGGAGCCAAGUGACUUUGUGUAUAGAGAGAAGAGGAGAGGGCCUAGAACCUAGCCCUGGGGUACGUGGUGCAGACAGAUUCUCUUCACGUCACCUGGUAGGAGCGGCCUGCCAGGUAGGACCCAAUCAAAGAGUGUGCAGAGCCUGAGACGCCCAGCCCUGAGAGGGUGGAGAGGAGGCUCUGAUGCAUCAUGGUGUCGAAGGCAGCGGAUAGAGCUAGGAGGAUGGGAACAGAGGAGAGAGGGUUAGACUUUGGAAGUGCGGAGAGCCUUUGUGACAAAGAGAGAGCAGUUUCGGUUGAGUGACCCGUCUUGAAGCCUGACUGGUUAGGGUCAAGAAGAUUGUUCUUAGAGAGAUAGCGAGAAAGUUAAUCAGAGAGAGCGCGCUCAAGUGUUUUGGAAAGAAAACAGGUCUAUAGUUCUUCACGUCAGAUGAGUCGAAUUUUGGUUUCUUGAGGAGGGGAACGACUCAGGACAUUUUGAAGUCAGAGAACGCAGCCAGUGGUCAGGGAUGAGGGAAGUGAGGAAUGGUAGAAAGUCUGGAGAAGGGAGGAGGGGAUGGGGUCGAUUUCAUCUGGAGAGAGCGGGGAGAAAGCAGUCAAGGCGUAGGGUAGUUCUGUGUGAGUGAGACCAGUGGACUCAAUGGGCUGAGUGGAUGAGUAGCGGAUGUCGUCAACCUUCUUUUCAAAGUGGUUGACAAAGUCGUCGCAGAGAGGUGGGGGGGGGGGGGGGCGGGGGGUGGAGGAUUAAGGAGGGAGGAGAAGUUGUAAAAUAGUUUCCUAGGGUUAGAGGCAGAAGCUUGAAAUUUAGAGUGGUAGAAAGUGGCUUUAGCAGCGGACACAGAGGAAGAGAAGGUAGAGAGGAGGGAGUGAAAGGAUGAUAGGUCCUCCGGAAGUUUCGUUUUCCUCCAUUUUCGCUCUGCUGCCCGCAGCCCUGUUCUGUAAGCUCGCAAUGAGUCACUCAGCCAUGGAGCUGGAGGGGAGGGCCAAGCCUGCCGGGAGGAAAGGUGACAGUGCGAGUCAUAGAAUGCGGAACGGGAGGAGAGUAGGGUCGAAGAGGCAGAAUCAGGAGACAGGAGGGAGAAGGAUUUAGCAGAAAGGAGAGAUGAUAGGAAAGAGUAGUGGGAGAGAGAGCGAAGAUUGCGAAGGCACAUGACCAUCUGGGUUAGGGGCUGAGUGGUUAGGGUUGAAGGAAAGGGAGACAGAAAGGGAAACAAAGUAGUGAUCAGAGACCUGGAGGUUGCAGUGAGAUUAGUAGUAGAGCAGCCUCUAGUAAAGAUGAGGUCAAGCGUAUUGCCUGCCUUGUGAGUUGAAGGUGAUUGGGAAAGGUUGAGGUCAAAAAGGCAAGGAGGAGAAAGAGAGAAUUGGAAAGAAAUGAAUCAAAGGCAGACGUCGGGAGGUUGAAGUCGCCAAGGACGAAGAGCGGUGAGCCAUCGUCAGGAAAUUAGCUUAUCAAGGUGUCAAGCUCAUUGAGGAACUCUCGAAGGGCAGCUGGUGGGCGAUAGAUGAGGAUUGGCCAGCUCCAGUUGUAAUACGUUUGUAGCCUACGUUGUGUGUAUUGUUAUAUACAACAUUUGCUAACAUAAGUACACAUACAACCCAUGGCAUACAAGGAUGUGCAGCAGGGUUUCAGUCAGGAAAAUGUGGCGCCUGACAACGUGACCGGGAAGAUAUUAAUUUACCGGCCAUUUGAGACAUCUACCAGGCCAAUAUGCAUUGGGUGCAUAAACCAUUAGGGCAUCCACCCACCAUGCUCAGAAUGACAGAAAUCACAUUUCAAUUAUGGUAAUUCAUCUUAACAUACCGUGCAACUCCUGUAAUGAAGCAGCCAAUAAAACAUUGUUUUCAAACAUUUGCUAUAUAUGACAGAGAUGAAAAUCUGUUAACUUAGAAAGAGGGUGAAUCUAAAGAUGCAACAGCUAAUUUAGGAUGGGUUGCUAAUAUGACUGCCUUUUUGCUUCUGGACAAUGAAAGACAGUUUAUGAAAACCAAUAGAACAGGAGAGAAAUGGCAUGUGAGGAAGUCUUUCAUAGGCAGCUUGCGUGGCAAAAGGCCUAGCUGAUUAUUGAUUUGCGACUGUCAGUGAAAAACAUCAAAAAUAUGUUGUUUCAUUGUGUGAAAUGUUUGCCCUUUGAUUGUUUAUUUUUAUUAAUUCCCUAUUACAUGUCACCAAUAGUAAAUGUACCAUUAAUCCCCAUCAUCUGGUUACAUUAAUUUUUGUUAAUGCAUUAUAUUACUAAUUAGGACUACAGUUAUUUACCGUUCUCAUUCUCGGAGUGGAAACUUUGUUUUGCAGAGUUCACAACCUGCUACACACUUGUGAGAAUCAAGUUUUGGUUUAUUUCAUAACCAUCAUUUAUGACUUGUACAGUUUUUCAUUGUCUUUUGUUUGGAGUGCUCCAUGUGAGCAAUGAUCAUGGGUCUGGUUUCUGUCUUGUUCAUGUUCAGGGAGUGCGCAUGCGCCUGAGCACACAUUUAUCAAUUUUAAAUUCAGGCUGUAACAGCAAAAUGUAGAAAAAGUCAAGGGGUUUGAAUCUUUUCUGAAGGCAGUGGCUAUAUGUGUUGGUAAUUGACAGGCUUUGACUCACUCCUCAGAAAAGCACACCUCCAUAGGAAUGAAUGGAAUUCUACAGUAUUUGAAUUAAUUAUUUCAAGGACAAAAUUACAGGUAUUUAAGUAUUUUUUAUGUUGUAGUGGGGACAGUUACAUUAGUAUACUUUAAGGAUUUUUUAUGUUUAGCUCACAUAAUAUAAUUUAAAAGUAUGCAUUAAGGUGUCUGUAAUAUAACUAACGUGGCAAAACAAAUGUAGACAUUAAUACAUCUAAUUAGCAUAAUACAACAAUCCCAAUCAAGAUCCGUCAAUUUAAGCUAGAGAUACAUUUGUGUAUGUAUAAUGUAUGUUGACACCCCUUCAAAUGAGUAGAUUCGGCUAUUUCAGCCACACCCAUUGCUGACAGGUGUAUAAAAUCGAGCACACAGCCAUUCAAUCUCCACAGACAAACAUUGGCAGAAGAAUGGCCUUACUGAAGAGCUCAGUGACUUUCAAAGUGGCACCGUCAUAGGAUGCCACCUUUCCAACAAGGCAGUUUGACAAAUAUCUGCCCUGCUAGAGCUGCCCCGGUCAACUGUAAGUUCUGUUAUUGUGAAGUGGAAACGUCUAGGAGCAACAUCGGCUCAGCCACGAGCUGGUAGGUCACACAAGCUCACAGAACGGGUCUGCCAAGUGCUGAAGUGCAUAAAAAUCGUCUGUCCUCGAUUGCAAAACUCACUACCGAGUUCCAAACUGCCUCUGGAAGCAACGUCAGCACAAUAACUGUUCGUCGGGAGCUUCAUGAAAUAGGUUUCCAUGGCCGAGCAGCCACACACAAGCCUAAGAUCACUAUGCACAAUGCUAAGCGUUGGCUUGAGUGGUGUAAAGCUCGCCACCAUUGGACUCUGGAGCAUUGGAAACGCAUUCUCUGGAGUGAUGAAUCAUGCUUCAACUUCUGGCAGUCCAACAGAUGAAUCUGGGUUUGGCGGAUGCCAGGAGAACGCUACCUGCCUGAAUGCAUAGUGCCAACUGUAAAGUUUGGUGGAGGAGGAAUAAUGUUCUGGGGCUGUUGUUCAUGGUUUGCGCCCCUUAGUUCCACCCCAUCGAACACCUUUGGGAUGAAUUGGAACGCCGACUGCGAGCCAGGCCUAAUCGCCCAACAUCAGUGCCGAACAUCACUAAUGCUCCUGUAUCUGAAUGGAAGCAAGUCCCCGCGGUAAUGUUCCAACAUCUAGUGGAAAGCCUUCCCGGAAGAGUGGAGGCUGUUCUAGGAGCAAAGGGGGCGACCAACUCCAUAUUAAUGCCCAUGAUUUUGGAAUGAGAUGUUCGACGAGCUGGUGUCCACAUACUUUUGGUCAUGUAGUGCAUCUGUUUUUUUUUGCAUUGGGUGCGUCUCAAUGCACCGCAUCCGCCUAUGUCACACUUCUGUAUCUGCGGUGAAAGGUGACACAGCUAGAGCUGUGUUUGUCAGGCCAUGAGACGUCCCGAAAAUAAGUAUUCUCACAAAAACGUCUAUACCGUCUGAUUUUGGAAAUAUGAGACUCACGAACACGUACAGUUGAAGUCGGAAGUUUACAUACACUUAGGUUGGAGUCAUUAAAACUAGUUUCUCAACCACUCCACACAUUUCUUGUUAACAAACUAUAGUUUUGGCAAGUCGGUUAGGACAUCUAAUUUGUCCAACAAUUGUUUACAGACAGAUUAUAUCACUUAUAAUUCACUGUAUCACAAUUCCAGUGGGUCAGACGUUUACAUACACUAAGUUGACUGUGCCUUUAAACAGCUUGGAAAAUUCCAGAAAAAGAUGUCAUGGCUUUAGAAGCUUCUGAUAGGCUAAUUGACAUCAUUUGAGUCAAUUGGAGGUGUACCUGUGGAUGUAUUUCAAGGCCUACCUUCAAACUCAGUGCCUCUUUGCUUGACAUCAUGUGAAAAUCAAAAGAAAUCAGCCAAGACCUCCAAGUCUGGUUGAUCCUUGGGAGCAAUUUCCAAACACCUGAAGGUACCACGUUCAUCUGUACAAACAAUAGUACGCAAGUAUAAACACCAUCGGACCACACAGCCGUCAUACCGCUCAGGAAGGAGAUGCGUUCUGUCUCCUAGAUAUGUUUGGAGGAAAAAGGGAAGGCUUGCAAGCCAAAGAACACCAUCCCAACCGUGAAGCACGGGGGUGGCAGCAUCAUGCUUUGGGGGUGCUUUGCUGCAGGACUGGUGCACCAUGAGGAAGGAACAUUAUGUGGAUAUAUUGAAGCAACAUCUCAAGACAUCAGUCAGGAAGUUUAAGCUUGGUCGCAAAUGGGUCUUCCAAAUGGACAAUGACCCCAAGCAUACUUCCAAAGUUGUGGCAAAAUGGCUUAAGGACAACAAAGUCAAGGUAUUGGAGUGUCCAUCACAACGCCCUGACCUCAAUCCUAUAGAAAAUGCGUGGGCAGAACUGAAAAAGCGUGUGCAAGCAAGGAGGCCUACAAACCUGACUCAGUUACACCAGCUCUGUCAGGAGGAAUGGGCCAAAAUUCACCCAACUUAUUGUGGGAAGCUUGUGUAAGGCUACCCGAAACAUUUUACCCAAGUUAAACAAUUUAAAGGCAAUGCUACCAAAUACUAAUUGAGGGUAUGUAAACUUCUGACCCACUGGGAAAGUGAUGAAAGAAAUAAAAGCUGAAAGAAAUCAUUCUCUCUACUAUUAUUCUGACAUUUCACAUUCUUAAAAUAAAGUGGUGAUCGUAACUGACCUAAGACUGGGAAUCUUUACUAGGAUUAAAUUUCAGGAAUUGUGAAAAACUGAGUUUAAAUGUAUUUGGCUAAGGUGUAUGUAAACUUUCGACUUCAACUGUACAUGUCGUUUGGCCGCACAAUAAUCUAUGGACAUACUGUCUAUAAGGAGACUGUUUAGUGACAUACAUGUUAAUUGUUUUAAAUACAAAAAUCCUGAUCUUUCUUAUAUCUCUCAGAUUUAGGAUAGACACUGAAGAACAAGCUUCCUUUAGAUUUUUUUGGGGGGACUAUCUGUUGUUCCAUGUAGUGAAUCUGUUAUUCAAUGUGUUUGUAUGGGCUAAUAGCACUAAGGCCCAACAUUUAUUUUUCUUCAAAUAGUUUUUUGGUACUUCAAGGGGUCCUAAAAUUCUAAAUCAAAUAGCGAAAUGCUCCUUAGUAUGACCAUAUUAAAACAAUCUCAACAAUUCCCCCCCCCCCCCCCCCCGUCUCAGGCUUAAAGGGUUACUACACGCAAAAGGUCUCCUGAUGUGGUUUAAAGGGAUAAUUCAGGAUUAUCUACUUCCCCAGAGUCAGAUGAACUCGUGGAAACCAUUUUUAUGUCUAUGUGUCCAGUAUGAAGGAAGUUAGAGUAUUAGCGUUAGCCAUAGUCUUCCAAUCAUUGCGCUAUCUGCUAGCAUGCUUGUAUGCCAGAUAAUGUGAUAUAACCAAAGAUUUUUGGUGUCCAUUACUGGGCGUUACAGGAAAGCCCCAUACAAACUACCAUCAACGAAAUUCCAGUUGCAGGUGGUGCUACAAAAACCACAGAAAAUUCAGAAAAAUAUUAAAUGCAUGUUUUGCGCUGCUUGAUGUUGUUCCUUGCCAUCAUAGCUGCUGCACAUCCAGCAUUUCCCAGCAUCUUUGAAGGAACUAGUCGUUUCUCUGCGGCGUGGCCACGUGUAGAAGUAGAUGACGAUGCGUCACACUGUGCGACCAAAACCUAGAUCUACACACGUGCAAGAGGCAUAUCUCAUUCGAUACAAAAGAUGGAUUGAAUAUCUUUCUAUGGAAUUUUCUAUGGUUUUUGUAGAACCACCUGCAACUGGAAACGGACAUUUCUAAGAUACUUUUUUCGAGAACUAAGAAAGUAUCGCCAAGAACAGGUUAGUCGAAAAAUCUCUGCCGGUGGUUUGUAUGGGGCUUUCCUGUAACGCCCAGUAAUGGACACAAAAAUGUUUGUACACCAGAUAAUGUGAUAUUACCAAUCUGUAGCUAUCAUUUCACAUGCCAUUUAUGGAGCAUGAGCGCAUGAAGUUGUCAAGAGCACAAACAGAUCUGGCACCAGGUUAAGUCUAGCUGCUUACAAGUCUGCUUCAUGAUAUCAUUUUGUGUUGUGUCCCUCCCAAAGUGUGUGUCACUUGUAGAUUCUCAGACAAAGUAAGAUUGUAUCCUGAGCCGUGUUCAGUAGCUGAAAGUUGAAUAGAGACAACAUGAUUCCUUAUUAUACAUGUCAGAGGUCCACAUUAUUAGCAUUUUUCUAUCUGAAAUGUUACAAAAGUUGCAUUCUUCUGAAUGCGCCCCUGAUUUAUAUCCUGUGUGAUAGGUGUGUUGGACUGUGGAGGGGCGGAGUUUGAGGAUGGAGAGGAGGUGUAUGACGCGAUUGGAGGACUGCUGCAGGGGUCGUCGGCUGACUGUAAAAACGAGGAUGACAUCCGGGACAUCUGUCAGCAGAUGUUCAACACUCUUAAACUGUAAGUGCAACACACACACACACACACACACACACACACACACACAACCUUAACACCCACCUCUUUCACAACCAGUGUACAACACAAAAAUUAACUAAUUGUCACACACCAAAAGCUAAUAUUUUAUGUAAUUCGCUUGCUGAUUCAUCAAAAAUAUACUCUCUUAUGUCUUUUCCAUCAGGAGUAACGGCCAUGCCGGUUCAAAGCAAGUGCUGCUCGACGCUCCGGUGCAGUUGUCUCAGAUAUCUGCGGAGUGUGGUAAGUGCCUUGUCUGCAGGAAGACUAAGGUCGUCCUCUUUGUUGUCAGCUUUAUGGUCCAGUAUACAGAUGUGUAUAUGUAGCGAUGUACAGUUGAAGUCGGAAAUGUACAUACACCUUAGCCAAAUACAUUUAAACAACGUUUUUCACAAUUCCUGACAUUUAAUCCUAGUAAAAAUUUACUGUUUUAUGUCAGUUAGAAUCACCACGUUAUUUUAAGAAUGUGAAAUGUCAGAAUAAUAUUAGAGAAUUAUUUAUUUCAGCUUUUAUUUCUUUUAUCACAUUCCCAGUGGGUCAGAAGUUUACAUACACUCAAUUAGUAUUUGGUAGCAUUGCCUUUAAAUUGUUUAACUUGGGUAAAAUGUUUCGGGUAGCCUUACACAAGCUUCCCACAAUAAGUUGGGUGAAUUUUGGCCCAUUCCUCCUGACAGAGCUGGUGUAACUGAGUCAGGUUUGUAGGCCUCCUUGCUUGCACACGCUUUUUCAGUUCUGCCCACGCAUUUUCUAUAGGAUUGAGGUCAGGGCGUUGUGAUGGACACUCCAAUACCUUGACUUUGUUGUCCUUAAGCCAUUUUGCCACAACUUUGGAAGUAUGCUUGGGGUCAGUGUCCAUUUGGAAGACCCAUUUGCGACCAAGCUUAAACUUCCUGACUGAUGUCUUGAGAUGUUGCUUCAAUAUAUCCACAUAAUUUUCCUUCCUCAUGAUGCCAUCUAUUUUGUGAAGUGCACCAUUCCCUCCUCCAGCAAAGCACCCCCACAGCAUGAUGCUACCACCCCCUGUGCUUCACGGUUGGGAUGGUGUUCUUUGGCUUGCAAGCCUUCCCCUUUUUCCUCCAAACAUAACGAUGGUCAUUAUGCCCAAACAGUUAUAUUUUUGUUUCAUCAGACCAGAGGACAUAUCUCCAAAAAGUACGAUCUUUGUCCCCAUUUGCAGUUGCAAACCGUAGUCUGGCUUUUUUAUGGCGGUUUUGGAGCAGUGGCUUCUUCCUUGCUGAGUGGCCUUUCAGGUUAUGUCGAUAUAGGACUCGUUUUACUGUGGAUAUAGAUACUUUUGUACCUGUUUCCUCCAGCAUCUUCACAAGGUCCUUUGCUGUUGUUCUGGGAUUGAUUUGCACUUUUUGCACCAAAGUACGUUCAUCUCUAGGAGACAGAACGCGUCUCCUUCCUGAACGGUAUGACGGCUGCGUGGUCCCAUGGUGUUUAUGCUUGCGUACUAUUGUUUGUACAGAUGAACGUGGUACCUUCAGGCAUUUGGAAAUUGCUCCCAAGGAUGAACCAGACUUGUGGAGGUCUACAAUUUCUUUUCUGAGAUCUUGGCUGAUUUCUUUUGAUUUUCCCAUGAUGUCAAGCAAAGCGGCACUGAGUUUGAAGGUUGGCCUUGAAAUACAUCCACAUGUACACCUCCAAUUGACUCAAAUGAUGUCAAUUAGCCUAUCAGAAGCUUCUAAAGCCAUGACAUCAUUUUCUGAAAAUUUCCAAGCUGUUUAAAGGCACAGUCAACUUAGUGUAUGUGAACUUCUGACCCACUGGAAUUGUGAUACAGUGAAUUAUACGUGAAAUAAUCUGUCUGUAAACAAUUGUUGGAAAAAUUACUUGUGUCAUGCACAAAGUAGAUGUCCUAACCGACUUGCCAAAACUAUAGUUUGUUAACAAGAAAUUUGUGGACUGGAUCAACAACAAGUUUUCAUGACUCCAACCUAAGUGUAUGUAAACUUCCGACUUCAACUGUAUAUGUUUGAUAUUCAUUCUGGUAGCCUGUAAUUGUCUUGUCUACUGUUUUUAGACCUUCAUCUUUCCCGUCCUCUACUGCUCAACCUUCCUAUUUUCUCUACCAUUUCUAUCCUAUGUCUUCUUAAUAUCCUCCCUGACUUAUUGUUGCAUCUCAUUCCCUCGUCUCAGUAUCUGCCACUAACGAUGUCCAAGGGAUCUGGAUGAUGAAGAGGGGCCAGAAUACAGUAAAGUAUUUUUGUUGCAUCGUAUUUUCUUGUGUAUUAUGUCCUUUGCACCUAUGUUUUUCUCCUGUCAACUUCAUCCACUUUGUCUUCUUACGCAUACACACACACCACCACCACCAUCUCAGACUGUGGACGCGAGGAAGCUAGAGAAGGCCGAAGCCAAGCUGAAGCAAAAACAAGGGAGGAGGAAUGAACGGGAUUCGCAAAAAACGACUGGUCCACUGUGAGUUUCAUAUGCUUUUCAUCUACACCCGAAGACUAUGCUAACAGUUUAUCGUUGGCAGUGGUGGAAAAAGUACCCAAUUGUCAUACUUGAGUAAAAGUAAAGAUACACUACCGUUCAAAAGUUUGGGGUCACUUAGAAACGUCCUUGUUUUCCAUGAAAACAUACAUGAAAUGAGUUUUAAUAGGAAAUAUAGCAAAAAGCAUAGGAAAUGUAGUCAUUUCACAAGGUUAGAAAUAAUGAUUUUUACUUGAAAUAAUAAUUGUGUUCUUCAAACUUUGCUUUCGUCAAAGAAUACUCCAUUUGCAGCAAUUACAGCCUUGCAGACCUUUGGCAUUCUAGUUGUACAUUUGUUGAGGUAAUCUGAAGAGAUUUCACCCCAUGCUUCCUGAAGCACCUCCCACAAGUUGGAUUGGGUUGAUGGGCACUUCUUACGUCUCAUACGGUCAAGCUGCUCCCCCAACAGCUCAAUAGGGUUGAGAUCCAGUGACUUUGCUGGCCACUCCAUUAUAGACAGAAUACCAGCUGACUGCUUCUUCCCUAAAUAGUUCUUGCAUAGUUUGGAGCUGUGCUUUGGGUCAUUGUCCUGUUGUAGGAGGAAAUUGGCUCCAAUCAAGCGCCGUCCACGGGGUAUGGCAUGGCGUUGCAAAAUGGAGUGAUAGCCUUCCUUCUUCAAGAUCCCUUUUACCCUGUACAAAUCUCCCAAUUUACCACCACCAAAGCACCCCCAGACCAUCACAUUGCCUCCACCAUGCUUGACAGCUGGCAUCUAGCACUCCUCCAGCAUCUUUUCAUUUGGUCUACGUCUCACAAAUUUUCUUUGUGAUCCGAACACCUCAAACUUUGAUUAGUCUGUCCAUUACACUUUUUUUCCAUACUUCCUCUGUCCAGUGUCUGUUCUUUUGCCCAUCUUAAUCUUUUCUUUUUAUUGGCCAGUCUGAGAUAUGGCUUUUUCUUUGCGACUCUGCCUAGAAGGUCAGCAUCCCGGGGUCGCCUCUUCACUGUUGACGUUGAGACUGGUGUUUUGUGGGUACUAUUUAAUGAAGCUGCCAGUUGAGGACCUGUGAGGCGUCUGUUUCUCAAACUAGACACUAAUGUAUUUGUCCUCUUUUGCUCAGUUGUGCACCGGGGCCUCCCACUCCUCUUUCUAUUCUGGUUAGCGCCAGUUUGCGCUGUUCCGUGAAGGGAGUAAUACACAGUGUUGUACAAGAUCUUCAGUUUCUUGGCAGUUUCUCGCAUGGAAUAGCCUUCAUUUCUCAGAACAAGAAUAGACUGACGAGUUUCAGAAGAAAGUUAUUUGUUUCUGGCCAUUUUGAUUCUGUAAUCGAACCCACAGUUGCUGAUGCUUCAGAUACUCAACUAGUCUCAAGAAGGCCAGUUUUAUUGCUUCUUUAAUCAGCACAACAGUUUUCAGCUGUGCUAACAUAAUUGCAAAAGGGUUUUCUAAUGAUCAAUUAGCCUUUUUAAAAUGAUAAACUUGGAUUAGCAAACACAACGUGCCAUUGAACACAGGACUGAUGGUUGCUGAUAAUGGGCCUCUGUACGCCUAUGUAGAUAUUCCAUUAAAAAUCAGCCGUUUCCAGCUACAAUAGCCAUUUACAACAUGAACAAUGUCUACACUUUUUUUCUGAUCAAUUUGAUGUUAUUUUAAUGGACAAAAAAAUUGCUUUUCUUUCGAAAACAGGGACAUUUCUAAGUGACCCCAAAAUGUUGAAUGGUAGUGUAUACAUAUAAACUCAGCAAAAAAAGAAAUGUCCUUUCACUGUCAACUGCGUUUAUUUUCAGCAAACUUAACAUGUGUAAAUAUUUGUAUGAACAUAAGAUUCAACAACUGGGACAUAAACUGAACAAGUCCCACAGACAGAAAUUGAAUAAUGUGUCCCUGAACAAAGGGACGGUCAAAAUCUAAAGUAACAGUCAGUAUCUGGUGUGGCCACCAGCUGCAUUAAGUACUGCAGUGCAUCUCCUCCUCAUGGACUGCACCAGAUUUGCCUGUUCUUGCUGUGAGAUGUUACCCCACUCUUCCACCAAGGCACCUGCAAGUUCCCUGACAUUUCUGGGGGGAAUGGCCCUAGCCCUUACCCUCCGAUCCAACAGGUCCCAGACGUGCUCAAUGGGAUUGAGAUCUGGGCUCUUCGCUGGCCAUGGCAGAACACUGACAUUCCUGUCUUGCACGAAAUCACUCACAGAACGAGCAGUAUGGCUGAUGGCAUUGUCAUGCUGGAGGGUCAUGUCAGGAUGAGCCUGCAGGAAGGGUACCACAUGAGGGAGGAGGAUAUCUUCCCUGUAACGCACAGCGUUGAGAUUGCCUGUAAUAAUGACAAGCUCAGUCCGAUGAUGCUGUGACACACCGCCCCAGACCAUGAUGGACCCUCCACCUCCAAAUCGAUCCCGCUCCAGAGUACAGGCCUCGGUGUAACGCUCAUUCAUUCGACGAUAAACGUGAAUCCGACCAUCACCCCUGGUGAGACAAAACCGCGACUCGCCAGUGAAGAGCACUUUUUGCCAGUCCUGUCUGGUCAAGCGACGGUGGGUUUGUGCCCAUAGGCGACGUUGUUGCCGGUGAUGUCUGGUGAGGACCUGCCUUACAACAGGCCUACAAGCCCUCAGUCCAGACUCUCUCAGCCUAUUGCGGACAGUGUGAGCACUGAUGGAGGGAUUGUGCGUUCCUGGUGUAACUCGGGCAGUUGUUGUUGCCAUCCUGUACCUGUCCCACAGGUGUGAUGUUCGGAUGUACCGAUUCUGUGCAGGUGUUGUUACGCGUGGUCUGCCACUGCGAGGACAAUCAGCUGUCCGUCCUGUCUCCCUGUAGCGCUGUCUUAGGCAUCUCACAGUACGGACAUUGCGAUUUAUUGCCCUGGCCACACCUACAGUCCUCAUGCCUCCUUGCAGCAUGCCUAAGGCACGUUCACGCAGAUGAGCAGGGACCCUGGGCAUCUUUCUUUUGGUGUUUUUCAGAGUCAGUAGAAAGACAUCUUUAGGGUCCUAAGUUUUCAUAACAGUGACCUUAAUUGCCUACCGUCUGUAAGCUGUUAGUGUCUUACCGACCGUUCCACAGGUGCAUGUUCAUUAAUUGUUUAUGGUUCAUUGAACAAGCAUGGGAAACCGUGUUUAAACCCUUUACAAUGAAAAUCUGUGAAGUUAUUUGGAUUUUUACAAAUUAUCUUUGAAUGACAGGGUCCUGAAAAAGGGACAUUUCUUUUUUUGCUGAGUUUGUGUGUGUGUGUCUGUAUGUGUGUGUGUAUGUGUGUGUGUGUAUAUAUGUGUGUGUAUGUAUGUAUAUAUAUUAUUUGUGUGUGUGUAUGUAUACAUACAUACAGGUGAAGACGGAAGUUUACAUACAUCUUAGCCAAAUACAUUUAAACUCAGUUUUUCACAAUUCAUGACAUUUAAUCCUAGUAAGAAUUCCCUGACUUAGGUCAGUUAGGAUCACCACUUUAUUUUAAGAAUGUGAAAUGUCAGAAUAAUAGUAGAGAGAAUGAUUGCUUUAUUUCAGCGUUUAUUUCUUUCAUCACAUUCCCAGUGGGUCAGAAGUUUACAUACCCUCAAUUAGUAUUUGGUAACAUUGCCUUUAAAUUGUUUAACUUGGGUCAAACGUUUCGGGUAGCCUUCCACAAGCUUCCCACAAUAAGUUGGGUUAAUUUUGGCCCAUUCCUCCUGACAGAGCUGGUGUAACUGAGUCAGGUUUGUAGGCCUCCUUGCUCGCACACACUUUUUCAGUUAUGCCCACAAAUGUUCUAUAGGAUUGAGGUCAGGGCUUUGUGAUGGCCACUCCAAUACCUUGACUUUGUUGUCCUUAAGCCAUUUUGCCACAACUUUGGAAGUAUGCUUGGGGUCAUUGUCCAUUUGGAAGACCCAUUUGCGACCAAGCUUUAACUUCCUGACUGAUGUCUUGAGAUGUUGCUUCAAUAUAUCCACAUAAUUUUCCUUCCUCAUGAUGCCAUCUAUUUUGUGAAGUGCACCUGUCCCUCCUGCAGCAAAGCACCCCCACAGCAUGAUGCUGCCACCCCCGUGCUUCACGGUAGGGAUGGUGUUCUUCGGCUUGCAAGCCUUCCCCUUUUUCUCCAAACAUAACGAUGGUCAUUAUGGCCAAACAGUUAUGUUUGUUUCAUCAGACCAGAGGACAUUUCUCCAAAAAGUACGACCUUUGUCCCCAUGUGCAGUUGCAAACCGUAGUCUGGCUUUUUUGUGGCGGUUUUGGAGCAGUGGCUUCUUCCUUGCUGAGCAGCCUUUCAGGUUAUGUCGAUAUAGGACUUGUUUUACUGUGGAUAUAGAUACUUUUGUACCUGUUUCCUCCAGCAUCUUCACAAGGUCCUUUGCUGUUGUUCUGGGAGUGAUUUGCACUUUCCGCACCAAAGUACGUUCAUCUCUAGGAGAUAUAACGCGUCUCCUUCCUGAGCGGUAUGACGGCUGCGUGGUCCCAUGGUGUUUAUACUUGCAUACUAUUGUUUGUACAGAUGAACGUGGUACCUUCAGGCGUUUGGAAAUUGCUCCCAAGGAUGAACCAGACUUGUGGAGCUCUACAAUUUUUUUCCUGAGGUCUUGGCUGAUUUCUUUUGAUUUUCCUAUGAUGUCAAGCAAAGAGGCACUGAGUUUGAAGGUAGGCCUUGAAAUAUAUCCACAGGUACACCUCCAAUUGACUCAAAUGAUGUCAAUUAGCCUAUCAGAAGCUUCUAAAGCCAUGACAUCAUUUUCUGGAAUUUUCCAAGCUGUUUAAAGGCACAGUCAACUUAGUGUAUGUAAACUUCUGACCCACUGGAAUUGUGAUACAGUGAAUUAUAAGUGAAAUAAUAUGUCUGUAAACAAUUGUUGGAAAAAUUACUUGUGUCGUGCACAAAGUAGAUGUCCUAACCGACUUGCCAAAACUAUAGUUUGUUAACAAGAAAUUUGUGGAGUAGUGGAAAAAAUAGUUUUAAUGACUCCAACCUAAGUGUAUGUAAACUUCCGACUUCAACUGUACAUACAUACAUACAUACUGUACCAGUCAAAAGUUUGGACACACCUACUCAUUCCAGGGUUUUUCUUUAUUUGUACUAUUUUCUACAUUGUAGAAUAAUAGUGAAGAAAUCAAAACUAUGAAAUAUCACAUAUGGAAUCAUGUAGUAACCAAAAAAGUGUUAAACAAAUCAUAAUAUAUUUUAUAUUUGAGAUUCUUCUGCCUUGAUGACAGCUUUGCACCCUCUUGAAGUCUGGUUAUAGUGUCAGACUGUUGUCACUUGGACUGAUGUUUCACAUCUGCCUGUCUUUGUCAUUCCUCCGUCUCUCUUCCUCUGUCUCUCUUCCUCUGUACUCGCUCUCUCUACUUCUAUCUCUCUCCUUCUGGUUCCCUCUGUCUAUUUCUCCCUCUGUCUCUUUCUCCCUCUCCCUCUGUGUCUCUCACUCUUUCCUUUUCCCCUCUGUAUGUCUCUGUGUCUCUCUCAGGGUACUGGAGGAGGCAUCAGCCAGCCAGGCCAGUAGCAAGAAGGACAGUCGCGUCGACUUGUCCGGGAAGAAUCGCACCUACGACAUCCGCAUCGAGAACUUUGACGUGUCGUUUGGCGAGCGGUGAGUGGUUCACACUUAGGCUGCGUCCGAAAUGGCACCACAUCCCUAUUAAGUGCAGUACUUUUGACCAGGACCAGUACUUUUGACCAGGACCAGUACUUUUGACCGGGAUCUGCGAGCUAUAUAUGGUAAGGUGCCAUUUGGGAUGAAGCCAACUCAUUCAUUCUCCUACUGGAGCAGGUGGUUCAUUCUAAUCAGCAUCAUGCAAUGCUUCCACCAGUAUUUAGCUGGUAUUUAAAAGGAGUUGAUGUGGUUAUGAUAGUUACUUUCUGCAAAUGUCUUUAAAGAAUUCAACACAACUACCUGAUAUCAAAUGGUGCAUAGCAGUGCUUGUUUAAAUGAACCGCAAACAACUGAGUAAAUCAUAGAUUAUUACUGUGUAAUUACCCUUUUAUUAUGUCAUCUCUUAGUUAAUACCAGACAGUGAGAGAGCGACAAAGAGAGUAGGAGAGAGACAGAGACAUGUCUUAGUCUGUACCGUAAAGCAAUGUGCAAGCAACUUGUCUCUCUCUGCUUUUCCAGGUCCUUGCUGCAGGGGGCAGAGCUGUCUCUGUCGACAGGUCGCCGCUACGGCCUGAUUGGCCGCAAUGGCCUUGGGAAGACCACACUGCUGAAGAUGCUGGCAAGCCGCAGCCUGCGCGUCCCCGCCCACAUCACGAUCCUGCACGUGGAGCAGGAGGUCGCUGGCGACGACACCGGUGCGUUGCAGAGCGUGCUGGAGAGCGACACGGUCCGGGAGGGGCUCCUGACGGAGGAACGCCUGCUCAAUGCGCGCAUCGCCAACGGAACGUACGUCAGUCUUCCUUAACCAAAUACUCCCCAAAGCUGUCAACGGAGGGGUCAUAUUGGAAGGAGUCAAUACUGGCAGCCUUUGCCGAUUUAAAUGUUAUUGUUGUUGUUGCAGGAUUUUUACACUUUUGGGUUUGAACCGCAUCAGUCACUAAACCUGUCGUUUAUUCUAUUCCAUUUUAGUGCUGAAGGAAUGGAGACUGUUCGACUGUCGGAGAUCUACGCUAAACUGGAGGAGAUUGAAGCAGACAAGGCACCUGCCCGGUAAAGAGCCACACUAAACAUGUCUGCAUAUAAUAACUCCCGAGUGGCGCAGUGGUCUAAGGCUGUGCCACUAGAGAUCCUGGUUCGAAUCCAUGCUCUGUCGUAGCCGGCAGCGACCGGGAGACCCAUGGGGCGGCGCACAAUUGGCCCAGCGUCUUCCAGGGUAUUGGAGGGAAUGGCCGGCAGGGAUGUAGCUCAGUUGGUAGAGCAUGGCGUUUGCAACGCCAGGGUUGUGGGUUCGUUUCCCACGGGGGGGGGGGGGGGAGUAUGAAAAAAAACUCACUUAACUGUAAGUCGCUCUGGAUAAGAGCGUCUGCUAAAUGACUAAAAUGUAAAUGUAUAAUGUCAUAUCUGUGUUUUACGUUACAUUAGCAGUGCAUUUAUAUGUAUACAUAAUGCCAUUGGUGUGUAUACUGUACAACAGACGACUAUGCACGUUGCAGUAUAAUUGUAGCAGGAGUGUAUGCAUUUGAUGAUUUGAUGAGUUGAUUGUUUGCUGUUUCUCUCUCUCUCUCUUAUACAGAGCUUCAAUCAUCCUAUGUGGCUUAGGUUUUUCUCCCAAAAUGCAAACACAGACAACCAAGUAAGUUCUGUCUGUCUGUCUCUGUCUGUCUCUGUCUCUGUCUGUCUGUGAUUAACUGAUCUCUCUGUGUGUGUUCUCUUCACAGGGAGUUUUCUGGAGGGUGGAGAAUGAGAUUAGCUCUGGCUAGAGCGCUCUUCGCCAAGUGAGUCUCACUUCUUUUAUCCAAAGGAUAGAGAUUAUAUUAGAAUAUUUAUGUACAUUUAUAAAUCUCCUAUGAGUUAUUUCCUGAAUCUCAAUGUAUAGACCAUACAUUCAACAGACAGUUUAUCAAGACAUAAAUGUGGCGCUGCUAAAUAUUGUUAAGCUUCAAGUUUCUAAAUAAUGUGUAUAUUUUGUAUUUUAUCUCUUUUUAGGCCUGAUCUUUUGUUACUUGAUGGUGAGUGAUUAAACCACAUUAAGUAUUUUAGUUUUGAGGAUCUUUGAACAGUUCAAUGGUGUCCAGUAGUCAGCGCAAACGCCCUCUGACUGUCUGUCUCUGUCUUUCUCUCUGUUUGUUUCUCAGAGCCCACCAACAUGUUGGAUGUCCGAGCCAUUCUCUGGCUGGAGAAUUACCUGCAGGUAGGUUACUCCUGCUUACCGACACUCGUAAAAUUGCCGAAUCCAGUUCGGUGCCCUUCUUCCACCAUAUUUCUUCCUCAAGUCCAGGGCAAGGGGUGUGAAUGAGUUUCAAAACAGGAACAUACGUUAUGUUGUUUUAAUUUCCAGAAUGUGGUGGGUAAUUCAACUUUGCUUUCAACUUUUGCCUCUGGGGGUGUUCUUGAGAGAAAAGGGGUCCGCUAAAUUGGCAGGAAGGGACACCUGCUCACGCCCAGAGCAACGCAUACAUGGUUGGCCUCAAAUGGAUUGUGUGGUAUCAAGAGUUAUGAAAUUGCAAACAACACUCAAGCCAAAAUGUGACUUAAAGGUUGUGUCCCAAUAAUAUUUCCCUUCUCCUGAAAUGUGCACUCAUUCAAUACUUCCUACAAAUCUAAAGACAUUGGAUUAGUGGAGGCAUGGGCUAGGUGGAGUUACCACCAUAUUUCUUAUACCAGUUAUUUCCUUUCAAAUCAGUGAAUGGAAGUGAACGAGUGCACACUUUGGGAGGAAGGAGAGAUAAUUGUGACAUAGCUAAAGCAUGAGCAACAAGUUACAUUUCCAUAUUGCCUGUUUAACUCCUCCGCCCCCCACAGACCUGGCAGACCACCAUCCUGGUGGUGUCCCACGACCGGAACUUCCUCAACGCCGUGGUGACUGACAUCAUCCACCUGCACUCGCAGCGGCUGGAGAGUUACCGCGGCGACUACGAGAACUUUGUCAAGACCAAAGAGGACCGCCUGAAGAACCAGCAGAGGGAGUACGAGGCCCAGUUUCAGUACAGAGAGCACAUCCAGGUUAGGAACCCACCCACAGUUUCAGUACAGAGAGCACAUCCAGGUUAGGAACCCACCCACAGUUUCAGUACAGAGAGCACAUCCAGGUUAGGAACCCACCCACAGUUUCAGUACAGAGAGCACAUCCAGGUUAGGAACCCACCCACAGUUUCAGUACAGAGAGCACAUCCAGGUUAGGAACCCACCCACAGUUUCAGUACAGAGAGCACAUCCAGGUUAGGAACCCACCCACAGUUUCAGUACAGAGAGCACAUCCAGGUUAGGAACCCACCCACAGUUUCAGUACAGAGAGCACAUCCAGGUUAGGAACCCACCCACAGUUUCAGUACAGAGAGCACAUCCAGGUUAGGAACCCACCCACAGUUUCAGUACAGAGAGCACAUCCAGGUUAGGAACCAACACAUUUUCUCUCGCAUUGAGGUACGCACAGACAAGCUAAAAGGCCUAUGGCAAGCGUAAAAACAAUGCACUUUCUAAGCAUUUGUCUUUUGCUGAUUAGUGUGUUUAUUUUAUAUGAUCUUGAUAUGCCAAACGUAUCAACGUCCUGCUAAAUACUUAUUUGAUUAUAUAAUAUAGUACCUUAUUACUAUAUAUUAUAAUUGUGGAUUGAUCACCUCCCUCUGUGUCCCAGGUGUUUAUCGACCGGUUCAGAUACAACGCCAACAGAGCGGCACAGGUGCAGAGCAAACUGAAGCUCUUAGAAAAACUGUGAGUAACCAUCUAUUUCAAAAAUAAAAUGUUAACUCGCACCCCACCCUGCUUUCUCUCAUUGAGUGCUCCUGGGAAUUACAGCCUUAAAGUCCAUUUCAUUGUAAAGGAUAACUCCCAUCUUGCAUGGGGAAUGGUCAUUGUAAAGAAUAUCUAUCGUGGUCAUCCGUCGUCCAUUCCCUCGCUGCUCUUCUCUCCUGCAGGCCUGAACUCAAACCUCUGGAGAAAGAAACCGAAGUCACCUUAAAGUAAGAGACCGCUCCUCCUGUCCCGAAUGAAGUCUGGUUUCAAUUCUCAUAUUCAUCUGAGAGCUAACGUGUGUGUGUUUGUCCACAGGUUCCCUGAUAACUUUGAGAAGCUGUCCCCCCCAGUGCUCCAGUUAGAUGAAGUGGAGUUCUACUAUAACCCUGACCAGCGCCUCUUCACACAGCUGUCUGUGUCUGCAGACCUGGAGUCUCGCAUCUGCAUUGUACGUAUUAAACACGCUGCUCUCAAUCCUGAUAACUAGCUUGAUUGAUACAAGUUCUAAAUCACAUGCAUUGCUAAUAGUUAGGGAUGCAUAAUUAUUAUAAUUGUUCUAUUUUUUGUUUAUUGUAUUUUACACCCUUUUUCUCCCCAAUUUCGAUCUUGUCUCAUCGCUGCAACUUCCCAAUAGGCUCGGGAGGCAAAGGUCGUGUCAUGUGUCCUCCGAAACAUGACCCGCCAAACUGUGCUUCUUAACACCUGCCCGCUUAACCUGGAAGCCAGCCGCACCAAUGUGUCGGAGGAAACGCUGUUCAACUGCUGACCGAAGUCAGCCCGGCCCGCCACAAGGAGUCGCUAGAGCGCGAUGAGCCUAGUAAAGCCCCCACGGCCAAACCCUCCCCUAACCCGGACGACGCUGGGCCACUCGGGAGGCCCCCUAAUAUUGUACUUUAAACCUGUGAAACACUUCCACAGCUAAUGCUCUGUGCUAAAGCAGUACAUACAGUCGCUCUCUUGCUCUCUCUCAGGUGGGUGAGAACGGGGCGGGUAAAUCCACCAUGCUCAAGCUACUGAUGGGAGAGUUGGCGCCUGUCAACGGCAUCAGACACGCCCAUCGGUGAGUGUGUCCACAGGCUCCCUUAUACAUUUCAGAAGCUGUGUGUGUGUGUGUGUGUGUGUGCACGUGCAGGGGAGUAAACAACAGCUUUAUUUCCCUUUCUCGCUCAGGAACCUGAAGAUCGGUUACUUCAGUCAGCACCAUGUGGAUCAACUGGACCUCAACGUGUGUUCAAUUGAGCUGCUACUCAACAAAUUCCCAGGUGACCACCACUACCACCAAAACAUACCAAUACUGAUCAUUAUCAAAGCCCGGGCUUUGUUCAUUAGGCACCAAAUGCAAAGAAAACUGAUUGGAACAGGGACGGGCUACCUGGACUUGGUCCAAUAAGAAAUGCCCAGUUUUUUCGUUGUGUGGCCUAAUGAACACAACCCUGGUGGUUGUUACGGAUCCCUAUAGACAGGUUAGCUGACAACGUCACAAAAACAAUGCGCUCGCUUCAAUGGGGCAAAAGCAGUGUGUUGUGAUUCUGGAUGGCCAGAUAGCUAGCAACAAUGACAAGAACGCUGCCAUGUGGGGAAUCGUAGGUGGCUCGUUUCAGCUAGUUUUAUCUUGUUUUGAGGUGUUUUGACUGAUGUCAUGUCUAUGCUAAUAUGGCUAAGAUUCGCUAGCUAGCUAACCAAGAACUGUAAAGAUGUAUUUGAGAGACAACAAGUGCUCAUUGUGCAAAUGUAUUUAUGUUUUCAAUAAACAUUGGAGACUAAUUAUAAUUUACAUUCUGGCAACAAUCUAAGCCAACCCUGUCUGUUUUGGCCCAUGUUGCUUAACAACCAACCCAUCUAUAGCCUGCAAUCUUUGUCAUCUGUAACCCCUUUUUUCUCUCUCUCCCACCCAGGUCGUAACGAGGAGGAGUACAGGCACCAGCUGGGUGGCUAUGGGAUAACAGGGGAGCUGGCCACUCGGCCGGUGGCCAGUCUAUCAGGAGGGCAGAAGAGCCGGGUGGCCUUCGCCCAGAUGACCAUGCCUUGGUAAUGUAUUUUAUUAUUACACAUUGUCAAAUUGUCAUUUUGUGGUAGUAAACUGGUUUUAGUUGAGUUGAAAAAACGUCAUUGUACAAGCAGUAUACAACCUCCUGACCAUGACGUCUAAUAAUGGUAAUGUAACCAUCUCUCUAUCCUUCAGAUGUUAAACAGACUGGUAGUUGUUGCAAGAGUAGGGAUGUUAACCCCAGUGUCUGGGCUAAAUUCCCUAAUGGCCCCUCUUACCACCACAGCCACCUAAUCAUCAUCCCCAGCUUCCAAUUGGCUUGUUCAACCCCUUUUCUCUCCCCUGUAACUCAUCUCCAGGUCGUUGCUGUAAAUGAGAAUUUGUUUUCAGCCAACUUACCUUGUAAAUACAAAAUAUACUGUACAUCUGUCAAACUGCCCUGAUAACACUAGGAACAGAACUGGAGAGAGAGGACAUGAAAGAACGCUAUUCAUUUUGGGAAGUGUCAAGAUCCUAAUGAUGAGAUGGUCAUAAUCAGUCGCAGAAUUUGUUAUUAUUAGGAUUGCCGGCAGCAAAGCACCCCUAAUAAAAUGGUCGGAAUAGCUCGUCGGAAUAGCUCAAUGCCCGAUUGGUAUUUUUAAAAUACUUUGGCUACAUCAACAUCACUACUCAGACAACAAAAACGGCAACCAAUUGGCCCAUAGGUGGCGCUGUAUUAAAUAUUUAAAGUCUAAGGUUCAGCCCCACUGCCCCGUUUGACGUACAACCACGAAAUUUGGUAUAUCAGUGUUUCUCAUCUUAAGGAACAAAUUUGCUGCAAGGACCCAUGAGGUCGGCCAUAUUGAAUUUUUAUCAAAUCUUCAAAGAUCUUCUUCACAUGAACCGCAUAUCCAGUAGACUUGACUCGAAACUCAGAAUGUAUGUUGAUCAUAUCAGUCUCUACUAAGUUUGAGAAAAGCAUCAAAAGAUGGAAGAGGAAAUGGCAACUUUGUAAAAAAUAUUAAUAACUUCACUUGUCUUCGCUCGAUCACCUUGAAACUGAUUAAGGGUCUUGACGACACUAGUAGGAAGGUGUAUUUCAAAGCAGGUGUUGAUAUAAAAAAAAAAAAACGGAAGCAGCAAGCAAUUCAGUUGUGAACCUCAAACAGCUAGCAUUUAUGCUAAUGCUAAAAAGAUUUUACAAUUCUUCAAAUGAAGUCUCGGGAUUUGGCGACUACAGUGUUUGUUAGUUCCUACAAAGUUUGCAAAGGAAUAAUUGCUACGUCAAAAAUAGCCACUUCAUGGCGCUAUAAAUAAUUUACUAUUAUAUUUUGUGAACACUUGCACAUAGUAAUUUGAAUUGUUACAUGUACAAGGAUGUAUAAUGCUUCAAUGCAGCCGUCUCUUUCAGUCUGCUCAUAAGCCAGCACCAGCACCCCGUUUCAUUGGUGCUGGCAGCUAUAUUUGUUUCUCUCUUUCUCACGUUUUCUCUCUUUCUCUCUCAGUCCAAACUUCUAUAUCCUUGACGAGCCGACCAAUCACCUGGACAUGGAAACGAUCGAGGCUCUAGCGAAAGCGCUCAACAAAUUCAAAGUAAGCUUGUUUCACUGGAAGUCGCAGAGAAAAUGUCCUUUAUUUAUCUUAGUGUUAAUCAGUAGAGUAAAUCUGGAUAAACUGUAAUUCAUGGAUCGGUUUUCUUUAAACAGCCACUAUAAGCUUCUUUUGGCCACCACUAGCUAACAAUCAAUGGAAGUGAUAGCACUUGAACACUUGAAGUUUUAAUGUGCGUAUAUACCAUUUAACUCUCUCCUCAGGGUGGGGUGGUCCUUGUCUCUCACGACGAGCGUCUGAUCCGGCUGGUGUGCAGAGAGCUGUGGGUCUGUGAGCACGGGAACGUGCGGCGAGUGGAGGGGGGCUUCGACGAGUACCGGGAUAUCUUGCAGGAACAGUUCCGCAAGGAGGGCUACCUGUGA
This is a messenger RNA of Coregonus sp. 'balchen', 32752 nucleotides long. The record is from the annotation of a GenBank genome assembly. Lineage: Eukaryota; Metazoa; Chordata; Actinopteri; Salmoniformes; Salmonidae.